AUGGACCAUAGGGGCCACUUGAAAAGUCUUGAAGAGAUGAAUCACCUGCACAAUGUGAAAUAUCUCGAGACGAGUGAUAUAACAGAUUUUAACAAGAAAAGUGCAUAUUACAUUUGCAAACAAAUUUCAGAAAAGCAGUUAUGUAAUGAAGGUGGGCAUGUUGUGAUAGGUCUUUCUGGUGGGAAAACACCCAUUGAUGUGUAUAAAAAUAUAUCUGUAAUAAAGGACAUAAAAAUUGAUACAAGUAAAUUAAUAUUCUUCAUAAUUGAUGAAAGAUAUAAAAAUGAUAAUCACAAAUUUAGUAAUUAUAAUAAUAUAAAAUUUUUAUUUCAUAACUUAAAUAUAAAUGAGAAGGAACAAUUAUAUAGACCAGACACAUCAAUGAAUCUUGUCGAUUGUGUACGAGAUUAUAAUGAGAAAAUAAAGAGUAUGAUGAAAAAAUAUGGAAAAGUAGAUAUUGCUAUAUUAGGCAUGGGUAGCGAUUUUCACAUAGCCAGCUUAUUUCCAAAUAUAUUUUAUAAUAUAUACAUGAACAAUUAUCAGAAUAGUUAUAUAUAUGAUGAAUCAUCGAUAAAAUUAAUGAAUACUAAUGAUAACGACAAUGAUAAUUUACAUCUACUAAAGGAAUAUGUAUACUUUACAACAACCAACAAUUUUGAUGUGAGAAAAAGAAUUACUGUAUCGUUAGAUUUACUGGGAAAUGCUUUAAGCAAAAUAUUUUUAUUAAAUUCAGCAGAAAAGUUAGAUUUAUGGAAAAAUAUGCUUUUAAAAUCAUAUAUAGAAGUAAACUAUUCCUUAUACCCAGCUGUUUACUUAAUUGAUUCAAUGAAUACUACUGUGAUAACUUGUGGUUAUACAAAUUAUACAAAAAAGUUGGAUGAAAUUUAUGUAUCCAAUAAUUCGUUUUCCUUACAUUCACCCAGAAUAAAUAGAAGAGAACUAUUAACAAUUAUAAUUUUUGGAUGUUCAGGAGAUUUAGCAAAAAAAAAAAUUUACCCAUCUAUUUUUAAACUAUUUUGUAAUAAACGCUUGCCAAAGGAUUUAUUAGUAGUAGGGUUUGCCAGAACAUCUCAGGAUUUUGAUUCUUUUUUUGAUAAAAUUGUUGGAUAUUUAAAAAAAUGCCUACAUAGUUAUAAGGAUUUAUCACUUAUUCAGAAAAAAGACCUUUUAAAUAGUUUUAAAAACAGAUGCAGAUAUUACAUUGGAAAUUAUUCCUCUUCAGAAAGUUUUGAGAAAUUUAACAAAUACCUGACACAACUGGAGCGCGAAAAUUUGGCUACCAGCCCUCCUGAAAGUUAUUAUCAAGGGGGAAAUAUCUUAUCUAUUGAAUCGCCAAGGAAAAUGGAAAUAGAAAGCCCCAAAUUCAAUUCAAAUGGAACGAUUGAUGGAACAAAUGAAAAAAUCAUAGGAGAAGUAAACAAACUAUCAAGCCCUAGGAAGAACAAAAAUUCACAAACAGAUGAGACAACAGAUUUAGGAUAUUCGAUUACAAGUCACCCGUUCCUUAUAAGCAGAAUGUUGUACUUAGCCCUCCCUCCACACAUAUUUGUAAGCACAUUAAAGAAUUACAAAAAAUAUUGCCUAAAUUGUAAUGGAACAGAUAAAAUAUUGCUAGAAAAACCAUUUGGAAAGGAUUUGGAAUCAUUUAAAGUGUUAUCAAAGCAGAUAUUAGAAAAUUUUAAUGAAGAGCAUAUAUACAGAAUAGAUCAUUAUUUGGGAAAGGACAUGGUUUCAGGAUUACAAAAACUAAAAUUUACAAACACAUUUUUAUUAUCUCUUAUGAAUAGACAUUUUAUUAAAUGCAUAAAAAUAACUUUGAAGGAAACAAAAGGAGUUUAUGGUAGAGGGCAAUACUUUGAUCCUUAUGGGAUAAUUCGAGACGUUAUGCAAAAUCAUAUGUUGCAAUUAUUGGCAUUAAUAACAAUGGAAAAUCCUAUAGAUUUUAAUGAUGAAUCUGUAAAGAAUGAAAAAAUAAAAAUACUUAAAUGUAUUCCAUCUAUAAAAUUAACUGAUACAAUAAUUGGACAAUAUGUUAAAUCCGAGAAUUACCAUGAAAGUAAAGAUUCAUCAGCCAACGAUGAACAUUUAAUAGAUGAAUCGAAAAGAAAUCAUAGUUACCAUGAUGAUCCACACAUAGAUCCAAAUUCAAUAACACCAACCUUUUGUACUUGUAUUCUAUAUAUCAAUUCGAUAAAUUGGUAUGGGGUACCAAUUAUAUUCAAAGCAGGAAAAGGAUUAAAUAAAGAUAUAUGUGAAAUUCGAAUUCAGUUUCAUAACAUCAUGGGUUCAUCUGAUGAAAGUAUGUAUAAUAACGAAUUUGUUAUUAUACUUCAACCUGUUGAAGUUAUAUAUCUAAAAAUGAUGAUAAAAAAAACUGGAUGUGACGAAAUGGAAGAAGUUCAAUUAAAUCUAACAGUUAAUGAUAAAAAUAAGAAUAUUAAUGUACCAGAAGCUUAUGAAACGUUAUUGUUAGAAUGUUUUAAAGGUUAUAAAGAAAAAUUCAUUUCAGAUGAAGAGUUGUAUGAAUCAUGGAGAAUAUUUACUCCACUUUUAAAUGAAUUACAAGAAAAAAAAGUCAAUCCUUUGAAAUAUCCUUUUGGUUCCUCGGGGCCUAAGGAAGUUUAUGACCUUGUUAAGAAGUAUUAUAACUAUGGUAAAAAUUACGCGAACACACCUGAGUUUGUCCGGAAGUCUUCUUUCUAUGAGGAUAAUUUAUUAGAUAUUAAUUAG
Messenger RNA from Plasmodium gonderi, 2730 nucleotides. Its product is annotated as glucose-6-phosphate 1-dehydrogenase. The record is from RefSeq and is a predicted model, not a curated record. Gene Ontology annotation, molecular function: NADP binding; glucose-6-phosphate dehydrogenase activity. Lineage: Eukaryota; Apicomplexa; Aconoidasida; Haemosporida; Plasmodiidae. The transcript has a single exon. Bases 1 to 2730 code for a protein of 909 amino acids. Gene Ontology annotation, biological process: glucose metabolic process; pentose-phosphate shunt, oxidative branch.